AUGACUGUGUAUGGUCUUCUCCUGUCUGCUUCGGGGCAUACCGAAGUACUUUGGCCGCCGUCGUUGUGUUUCUUCCAGUCAGGCGUGACUGACAACAGAGAAUUCAGUUCUUCAGCAUUCAAAGGACGCAAGAACAAGAGACAAAGUGGCUUGAUCAUGACCACCCAGCAUCGCCAAAGCUGCUUGGCAGUUCGGGUAAUAUCUCCUCUGGGGUCGAGCCUGGCCUUUGUCGAGGGCAGCGGUACCCGAUGGGCUGCCUCAAAUGACGAGAACAGCAAUAGCGGCGCAGCAGCCCAGGUACCAGGGGAAGACCAUCCCCUGAUACAGAUCCCCGGCUGGCGAGGCAUGAUUCAAGAAGAGAGUCUGAAGCAUAGCUCCGUAGACUUCAGAUCUGCUUGGGCGCGACAAGUCGUCUUCAAGCCGUGGCUUCUGAAGCAGAUCCCCAGUUGGGCUAGUAAGGCUGCGCAUUGGCACAAGGAAAAGGCGGCAGCCGAUUGGGCGGCUUCAGGGUUAAGGACGUCAUGGUACUAG
This is a messenger RNA of Trichoderma citrinoviride, 531 nucleotides long. RefSeq lists its product as hypothetical. Lineage: Eukaryota; Fungi; Ascomycota; Sordariomycetes; Hypocreales; Hypocreaceae. The record is from RefSeq and is a predicted model, not a curated record. Bases 1 to 531 code for a protein of 176 amino acids. The transcript has 2 exons.